UCAAAUUCCUUUACAGAUUGUUGUGGCUUACACUUGAAUUCUUAAUUUGGAUCGCGUUAAUGACAUACCAUUUGCCUGUUUCGGAUGCUAUUACUUGCCGACGAACAACUUGCCAUGUUAAUGCACAGGGAGCACAGCUGAAAAAAUGAUUUGUAUAGCAAGCACACAAAAGGGCAAGUAUAGAAUGAGCAAAAUAUCGAAAGAACGAGUAUUCAUUUUUCAUUUUUCUUGGUUUUUUUUGGAUAGAAAAUAACGAAGGUUGACCAUUGACUGAUGAACGUUUAACUCCCAUUUCUGCUUUUCCUUUUUCCCUCUUCUUCUUCUUCUUCCUCUCCCGUGAGCUCCGCUCGUGCUGGACGGACACCUACUCUCCUCUCUUUCUUGCUUCCUCGGAUCGCACUGAACCCUCCGAUUCUUGCUCACUGAAAUUCCUUGGCUCAAGCGAUAGAUCGAAAAACGAAGGACCCACAAUUCUUCGGCCUCAGCCCGUACUGGGGUCGCCGUCAAGUUCCGAUUUUGAGGCCGGGUGGGUAGCUUUUGGGUCAGCAGAUGGUACUGAGUGGGGGCGGUGGAGAAGGGAGUACUGUGAGCCAUGAUGACGCGGACAAAAACCUAGUAACCGCUAUGUCUAGAGUCGGCGGCGGCGGCGGAGGAGUUACCAGGUCGCUGGGGCCAACCUUCUCUGGCCAAUCUGUGUCCACUAGCGGCAGCAUUGGCUCGCCCUCGAGCCGCAGUGAGCUGGCUCAAGUGGCCACUACGCCCCCCAGCGACAGCACUUUCCUCCGGCUGAACCACCUCGAUAUCCGCGGAGAUGAUGCUGGAUCGCCCGGAGAUGUUGGAAGCAAAAAGAAAAAGAGGGCACAAAGAGCAGCUGCAGGUGAUAAGGGCGGUAGAGGUCUGCGCCAGUUUAGCAUGAAAGUGUGUGAGAAAGUGGAAAGCAAGGGGAGAACAACUUACAAUGAGGUUGCCGAUGAGCUUGUUGCUGAGUUUGCUGAACCUACCAAUAGUACUGAGUCCCCUGAUCAGCAACAAUACGAUGAGAAGAACAUUAGACGGAGAGUAUAUGAUGCUCUUAAUGUUCUCAUGGCAAUGGACAUCAUAUCAAAAGAUAAAAAGGAGAUACAAUGGAAGGGUCUCCCUCAUACUAGCGUAAAUGACAUUGAAGAAUUGAAGACGGAGCGCAGUGGACUGAGAAGCAGGAUUGAAAAGAAAGCUGCAUAUUUGCGUGAACUGGAGGAACAAUUCAUAGGUCUGCAGAAUCUGAUACAAAGAAAUGAGCAAUUGUAUGGCUCUGGAAAUGCUCCUACUGGAGGAGUUGCUUUACCUUUUAUUCUGGUCCAGGUGAUUGCAUCGCUACCCAUCGCAGUUUCUAAAACUCGGCCCCAUGCAACUGUUGAGGUGGAAAUCUCAGAAGAUAUGCAGCUUGUUCACUUUGACUUCAACAGCACCCCAUUUGAGCUCCAUGAUGACAAUUACAUUCUCAAAGCAAUGAAAUUGUCUCAAAGACCUGACAGUGACAAUGCAACUCACGACUUCUCUGUCAACGGCGUUCAAGAGUGCAUUCCAGGGACAUACCCAACACAGAUUCCGGCUCCUAAUCCUUCAAUGUUGAACACUCCUGUCAGAUGUCCCACCUCUCCUCCUGUUCCUGGAAUACUAAAGGCACGAGUCAAGCACGAACACUGAACAGGCAGUUUUAGGGUCGACAGUACAGUGGAAAAUAUUGGGGGUUCCUCUUUAUUCUGCAAAGUAAUGCUGAAGGGUAAUCGGCCUCUCAGAUCGUCGUUUAUCUAUGCAUCAACCUAAUUUGCCCUCUUUUAUGGAGGAAUCAAAAGAUUUGCCAGUUCUACCCGCUCGGCGUGUAACUGAUAGUUCUAUAUGUUGAUGAUUCACUUAAUGACCUUCAUUCGAUGUCAUAUCAGUUGGUAUAGGAGGUUAUUACAGAUGCCAAAAUUCAAGUUUGUAAUUUUUUCCAACGACCAAUUCUGGGAGAUGUCUUUCCUGGCCA
Punica granatum (pomegranate) is the source of this 2008-nucleotide messenger RNA. The record is from RefSeq and is a predicted model, not a curated record. Lineage: Eukaryota; Viridiplantae; Streptophyta; Magnoliopsida; Myrtales; Lythraceae.